GCGUCUCAUCUCCAUAUAAAGGAGGUGAAGACCUGUUGCGCUCUCACGGCUCAGCUGCCAAUCCACCGAGCCAACCUCGGCGCAUUUCUAAGGACUGUUCCCAUCACGGCGCCGAUGGAUUUUAAAGAGCUCGGAGGGGAGUCUUCCGAAGAAGGGGAGACAGAGGACCUGGACAGCGUGAAAGCACUUACAGAGAAGCUAAAGCUGCAGACCCGCAGACCGUCCUAUCUGGAGUGGCAGGAGCGGGUGCAGAGUCGAUCAUGGAAGGAGAGUUAUUCCGCAGACAGCGAGGGAUCUGGAGGAAAACCUGUUUCUAUUCCCGCGACUCUGAGGAAUGAGAACUCCGAGUUGGUUGUCCGCAACAUUUGUGGCUUUGACACUAUUGAUGAUGCUUUGGACUUCCUGAGAAAAGAGCUGGUAAGUAACCCCUUUUUUAUUUUUUUAUUUUUUUGUCAAUGAAAGAUCUCUUUGAAAAAAGUUUCUGUUUCUAUGUUUCUAUGCAGAAAGCGUUGAUAACGUCACAUGAAAAUGAUCUUUCUCUUCCUCAAACACCUCCACUUGGAUAAGAGAGGCUAGAUGCCACUCUUCUUUAUCUGCUCUCCAUGAAUGUCUGACUUAGUUAUAGUGCACUGACUUAACACAGUUUAUUCAAGUGUGAUGAUCCUGACAUAUCAGGUUUGAGUGCUUAUUUUACACAAGCCAGCUUACUGCACACUUGGAUGAACUGUCAUCUGUUUAACAAAUGUAGAGUUGGAAUAUCCUAAUCUAGACCUCCAAACAUUUUCUGGCAUCUCACUGAACUUCUCCUUAACUUUCCAUCCAUACCCCCUUUCCUUGCUUCUGCUCCUCAGCGGGACAUGCAGGUCCAGGACAACCAUCUGGCCCGUCAGCUGAUCAGCCUACGUGGGGAGAUCCACCGCUUGAAAAUAGAGCAGGUGUGCCAUCGCCACAAAGAGAUGCUGGAUGAUGCAACGUAUGAGCUGGAGGAGUGUGACGAGGAGUCAGACCUGCUGUGUGACAUCCCCAUGAAGGCCGCCUUCGCUCUGUCCACCCCACUCAAACAUCUGGGCCUUACCAAGAUGAACAUUAACUCCAGGCGCUUCUCCUUGUGUUGAGACCCCAGUCUUUGCGUACAACACAUUGUGUUUCAUCUCUCUUUUCUUGACAUUUAGGCAAUAGAAUGAACAUUUGAGGCUAUUGGUGCCUCAAAUGCAAAUAAAAUACUCCUUCAAUGUUCACCUUGGCUUGAUGUAGAUACACAAGAAAGAGGUAGUGUGCAAACCUUUUGGGAAACACACCCCUAACAUCAACACACCUAUAUGGUGGACCUGACCUGCUCUUCUCUUCUGCUGGCUGUCAAGAGGGACUAAGGAGAUUAAAUCUUGAGACGGAUGAGAAGGGUGUGAUGUUUACUGUUAGACACCAACAGGUUUGGUAUGAAAACAAAGAUUUACAUGUAUUUUAUGUACAAAAGAGACAGGAAAUUGAUUCAGAAAUGAGAGGCAGCUUACUUUGGAAGAGAGAGAUUCCUGGUUACAGAAGGUAACUUUUUAGUUUGGUUGAAGGGGAUUCCACGAUGAAGAAAUGAUCAGGAUAAAAUUAAAUAUGGUUAAAAGUUCAAACAAAUCUCACAAGGGGCUGCAAGGAGACAUCCAUCCAUUCUUGAGAUAUCAUAAGGUGUACAAAUGUUUGGAUACUUUGCAUCAUAUGGAAAUCUGGCAUGUGUCAUAAAUAUGGAAAUGGCAUUUCUUGCUGUCAGUUAAAGAGAAUACACUGUAAAAAUAUAUAUGUAUACUUGGUUGAUUGAGUGUGGGUUUACUCUGUUUUUUUGCACCUCUUCAUGAACCAAAAAUAUCCCCUCAGCCUUGUCACUGCUAUAACAGGAUCCAGGAGGUAAUACCUGAUUUAUUGUGUUUUCCAUGACCACGUUUAGAUGCUACAGAGUAAAGAUUAGUAACCAUGUAAGGCUGGAUGUUGACCAAGUGUAUUUUAAAGCUCUAUGGUCCACUGCAAGACAAGUGAAAUGCCUAAUAAUUCAACUUUACAGAGGCAAUGAUAGGAGGGGGAGCCAAUUUUUAAAAGAUUUUUAUUUUACAUUUAUUGUUACUGUUUAAUUAGUAAUUAACAGAAACAAACAUCUAUACGUUUUUUGUCACUGUGUAUAUAUUCAAACAAUGUUACUGUAAAUUUAACAUGUCUGCAUGACAAGUGAAUACGAACAAUGCUUUUAAAUGUAAAUUGCAAAACAAUAGUAAAGAAACUUCACUUUAUACCACUAACAAA
This is a messenger RNA of Xyrichtys novacula (pearly razorfish), 2283 nucleotides long. The record is from the annotation of a GenBank genome assembly. NCBI's taxonomy places the organism in Eukaryota, Metazoa, Chordata, Actinopteri, Labriformes, Labridae.